Molecule: messenger RNA, 1586 nt
Organism: Verruconis gallopava
Lineage: Eukaryota; Fungi; Ascomycota; Dothideomycetes; Venturiales; Sympoventuriaceae
Exons: 1
Coding region: 164-1195 (343 amino acids)
Source: RefSeq, a predicted model, not a curated record
UUCGUUUAGUGCUGCGAGUGUCAGACCCUGGUCAAUUCUGCAUCACCAUAUCAACUUCUUUCGGCCUUGAUUAAAGGCCAAACCCAAUACAUCUUGCAGUGGCGCAUACUGUAAACUCCAAACACCUGAUACAAAGCGCAACCACAAUUUCUGCGGCUGCAAGAUGCAGUCUAGAUUUCAAUCGUAUCAGUCUUCUAUCCAAUCAGGCCUUCAAUCCGACUAUGCCAAAUCCACAUCCUCGUUCUUCAGUAACAUUCUUACGACAACCACCUCAAAAUACAACUCCCUCAAACGACAACUCAUUUCGAGCGAAGCCGACGGUGACACUGAAGACGACUCUCACAUAGCAAGAGGAUUAAGAGCAUAUUACACCGAGAAAGGAAGGGCGUUUCCACCAUGGCUGCCGCCAGACCCCAAAGCCCCGCCUCCUCCUGCACCAACACAAUUUGUGUCUAGUUCCGGCGUGAAUGUGCAGCAGAAAGGCUACGGGACGCAAAAUCAGCAGAAUCCUACGGGAUCUGGUCGAUGGAACAGAUCAGGUGGGGGACUCAGCGAUUUAUGGGGCGAUGGUAACAGGAACUCAUCACCUCCGGGCAGUGACAGCCUUCGGCAGCGCCCCAGCAUGGUCUCGAACAACUCCGCCGGCUCUGUACCGACGAGCUCGCAGUCAGGUCGCUUUGGUAGUUCAAGAUUUGGAAGUGGAGAGAGUCUACAGCCCGAGCCGCAAUCUCGACCCUUGCCCAGCCAAAGAGCAGGCAGCUACCAAAGUCAAGGCUCCGUCGGGGGUGGUCGAUUUGACACUGCAUCUCCACCACCUGCAAGUGGCGUUUCCGCGCAGGACAGAUUGAAAGCGCGGCUCUGGGGUGCUGCACGUACAGCGUCGCCACCUCCAAACGCCGCUUCAGCUGGGAGCCCUGGAAAUAGCGGAAGCAGAAACCCGUACGAGAACACGGGAGGAGGAAAUAAUUCGUAUGCAAAGCAAGCCUCAGGGAGCAAUUCAAGAUAUGGAGGUGGCCCCUCGCAAGAUAGGCCUCUAGUCUCGUCGAACUCACCAUGGAGUGGUGGGGGAGAUUAUGGAGGCAGCGGAGGGUAUGAACAGAGUGGGGUACCUUCUGGUGGAGGACUUCCAUCGGGUCCACGAUCUGGCAGACAAGGAGUUGGAUUACCAAAUGGGCCGCGGCCUCAAAGAUUUUGAGUGGCUGGUAUUUUCACCGAUCUGAGAUGUGCCAAGUCAUUUUCAGCGACGGAUGUGCAAGCAUUUAGCUAUGUCAUUAAACGAUAUCCAUUAAGUGCGACCUAUCUUUUGAAGUAUUAUGAUAAUGAAGAUGAUCAAAUCCAAGCAUUGCUUGAUUUUCUUGUCAGAGAUACAUCAAGUUGAGGGACACGAAAUAGUGGAAUUGUUGCCGACUGGACGAGGUGGUUUGGAGAUCACUAGUCGCCAGUUCGGUUAUACUGAGCUCGAAGUGGCGUUGUCUUGCUAAAAUUGAUUGAGAUGGAAGAGAUUGGUUAAGGGCUUGAUCAUGUCUUUCAACACAUAUUUCAAUCUACGCGACGAUAGACUUCCCAAGAAAAAAAAGUUCGAAAAA